This is a messenger RNA of Clarias gariepinus (North African catfish), 2497 nucleotides long. Its product is annotated as interferon-induced protein 44-like. The record is from RefSeq and is a predicted model, not a curated record. The transcript has 8 exons. The coding region runs from base 302 to 1153 and encodes 283 amino acids. NCBI's taxonomy places the organism in Eukaryota, Metazoa, Chordata, Actinopteri, Siluriformes, Clariidae.
UGAGUCAUGUUAAAGAUUCGUUCAAAAAGAACGAAUCGUUCAUGAACGACCCAUCACUAUUUAACAGUACUCUUGUAAGCGCGAUUUUCUUUAUGUUAAGUUUCGGUUUCGAUUUGCUGACUUUGGGAAUCACGUCCACGCAGUGCCGUCUGUAAGGGUAAGAAUCCGGAAAUAACGCAGUAAAAGAAAACUGACGCUGUAAAACUUAAGGACAUUUACUAAAACUAAAGCCACCUACCUAUAAACUAUUAAUUAUUCUAACUCUGGAUUUUUCAAACAUGAUUCAGUUGACUGAAUAAGAAUGGGGGGAAUACAGGCCACUCCUCCUCCUCCACCAGAAUUUGACAGGCCAUGGAGGAUGAUGCAUUGGGGAUCAAAAGAUGUAAUUGAGCAGAAACUAAGGAACUUCAGACCCGACAAUGUUCAGUUUGUCAGGAUUCUGGUUGUUGGAGAAGUCGGAGCAGGAAAGUCAAGUUUUAUAAACUCAGUCAAUAAUGCUUUCCAAGGAAGAAUCACUUCUGGGGCUCUUGUUGGUGGAAUAGGUGGAACCAGUUUCACAAAAGCAUACAAAACCCACUACAUCCAACGAAAGGAUGCUUCUCAUUUGCCGUUUGUUUUCAAUGAUACUAUGGGACUUGAAAGCAGUGAAUCUGGUGCCCAUGUACAGGACAUCAUCAACGCUUUACACGGGUUUCUUCAAGAAGCAUAUAGAUUUAAUCCUGCAUCCCCAUUGUCUUCAAAUGCCCCUGGAUACAGGAGCAGCCCAAGUCUUGAGGAUCAAACCUUCUGCCUGGUCAACAUUAUGGCAGCUGACAAAAUAUCACUGAUGGAUUCUGGGGUCUUCAGGAAGCUGCAAGCUAUCCGUGAGGCAGCAUCACAUCUGAACAUGCCACAAGUAAUCAUCAUGACAAAAGUAGAUUUGGUAUGCCCACUGGUUCAUCAUGACAUAAAGAAGAUCUACACCAGCAAGAGGAUUAAAGAAAAGAUGCAAGAGUGUAGUAAUAUCCUGGGCCUUCCCAUGAAUUACAUUUUCCCUGUGAAGAACUACCAUGAGGAGAUCGACACAGAGGACGACAUGGAUCUUCUGAUCCUCAAGGCGCUUGAUCAGAUCAUGCACAUCGCCGCUGAUAAAUCAUGCACACAUGAAAACUAAGCUCCACAAGCACUGCCAUGUUUGUAUACUUCAUGUAAAACUGUAUUAUUGAAUUUUUCAGGUUAAAAAUCUACUGAAAUCCUUUGGAUUCACGUAGUAUAUAGGAAAGUAUGACCAAAUAUGCUCACAAUAUUGCUGGUUGACUAGGGGAAUGGUUUAACAGCAAGUAUAUUUCUGCCCCAAAAUAUCCUUACUGAACCCAUGUGUGCUCAAUGUAGUGCCAGCUGAUAAAGAAGAAUCCAGUCAGCCAAUCAGAAGUAGUGUGUGAAAAUCUGUUACUGGCUGUGGCAGCUUUGUAACAAUUGACAAAGUUGAGCAACUUACAGGCAGAUUUGAGCGCCCGCAAUAAAGGGUUGUUGCGCAUAAAUGUUGAGCAAGCAGGAGAGAUGCUGCCCACGCAUAAUUGAGCUGUUACACGCAUAGAGUGCUUUGUCUGCUGUCAUAUAAAGCCAUACAGGUGACAACACACACUCGGAUCACAAAGAGUGGCAACUUUUAAAAAUCAGACCAAAUGUCAUCAGCACAUCACCCCGCAAACAGCGCAGCAAUUAGCAUUUACUUACAUCUGAACAAAUAUAAAUCAAUGUCUGAACACAUACUCAAUGAUUAAUAGCUCAUGAUACAUACAUUUAAACUAUUUAUUCAUACAGAUGAACCUGUUUUACAUGGAAAUUUACAGGGUUGUUACUGAACGAUUUACCCUGAUAAAGAGCCGUAUAAGCAGUGGCAGCUGGCACAUUGGCAAAUAGAUGCAGAAUUAUAUUUUUAUAGCCGAAAUAAAAUUAUUUUUUAAACUUGUACUGUUGUUGUUAAAUUACUAUAUUUGUUAAUUUAAAAAUGUAAUUUAAAUGAGGUUUAGGCUCCGGGAUGUUAAACCAGCAUCGUGAUCAUCCUCUUUAAUUUCCUACAGAGUCUAAUCAGCGCUCAACCGCACUUUGAAAACACGUAAAGUUUUCCAGAGCGCACUGGCAGAAGUAGACUAAUGGUUAUGAAUGCGUCGGGGUAAAACAGCAAGGAGACUGAUUCUUUUUAAUCUUUUUCAGACUGCCAUUUUUAUAAUUUAUAAAUAAAUUAUUAAUUUCUUUGGUUUCGGCUCUAGUGUUUAAGGUGAUCAUUUUAUUUCAUCAUCUCCACAGCAGUGGAUGCGUCUAUAAUUUACAUUUCACACAAAUGACAUAAUCCGAAAUUUGUUUUUCAUUGAAUUAUAUGAAAGCAGACAUUUGGAUUCCUAUAAGUAUAUAUUUAUUUUACAUCUGUAAGGCGUGUAUACACAGAGUUUCUGUUUAUUUUACGUGCUCAAGUUCACAGAAACCAAUACAGAAUAGCACACCCUGUUUACUUUCA